AGCACGCCUCUAUAUAACACCCCGUACUUGCUCCAGCUUAUUACACUGCUACUCAAAAUAGGAUGGAUACAAUGCAGCCAGAAAAUGCUAUUUUAAAGGAGGGGUUCUUGGUCAAGCGGGGACACAUUGUUCAGAACUGGAAGGUACGCUGGUUCGUGCUGUUGCCGGACAGGCUUCUCUACUACAAAUAUGACUGCAGCAGAAAGGACUCAAGCCUGCGGGGCAAGGUGCUCCUGCUGGGGUGCCAACUAACUUGCCCCUGCCUGGAAUAUGAGAACAGACCGCUUGUCAUUAAACUGAGAACCCAGAAAUCUGCGGAGUACUUCCUUGAAGCAUGUUCACGGGAGGAGCGAGACACCUGGGCUGACAGCAUCACAGCUGUAAUCCAAAACCUAUGCCCUGGAAAAGCCCAGAAGACUCUGUCUGAACAAACUCCUCUACAGAUGAACAAUAUCAGUCUGAAUCAGGUGGUGGAUUCGAUGCAUGAUGUUCACAGCGGGAUCAAACUCACAAACAAUGUGGAACAAGGCAGCUACUUCAAGAACUGUUUCUCAGGCUCUGCUAUGGUGGACUGGCUGGUGUCCAUGAGCUUCGUUGUGACGCGUAAGGAGGCCGUCACCCUGGCCUCAGCUCUGAUGGAGGAGAGCUAUGUGAAGCCUGUUGGAAUCAAGAGCAUGGAGGCCAUCAGGAACAGCAACAUGACAGAACAGUUUUUAGAUGACUCCACAUCACUCUAUGCUCUAGCAGAAAGCUUUAAGAGGAAAGCAAGUGUGAAGUCAGGUGCGUCUCUCUCUGCUUUGGAGCUCAGUGGGAAAGUUGUGAAGAGAGGCUAUCUGCUCAAGCAAGGUCACAAGAGGAAGAACUGGAAUGUGAGGCUGUUUGUGUUGAGAACAGAGCCGGGGUAUUUGCACUACUAUGACCCCAGCAGGGAACAUGUCAGUCCUGUGGGAGGGUUUCCUUUGCGAGGCUGUCUUAUUUCUUCAUUAGAUGACAAUGGGGUUCCCUCAGGUGUGAAGGGUAAGGUGCAAGGAAAUCUCUUCAAAAUAAUAACUCAGAAUGACACACACUACUUCAUUCAGGCAACAUCAAGGGAAGAAAAGAUGGACUGGAUUGUUGCCAUAAAGCAGCUGACUUAGACCUGGAGCUAACUAAUGUAAAUGGACAUCGGUCUUCACUCCUGCCAUUAUACAGUGAAAAACUAGAAUCUCUUUAAUUAAAUUUCAGAGCUGCUGUUGCAUACUGUUGAACUGCACUUUAGAAAUCACUUUUCACAAUCCAAGUGUUUCCUCCACACGGAUGUAGUUGAUUCAGAAAAAACACUCCUCUCAGAAAACUGUCUUUUAAUGGGUAUUGCAAAUUGACCACUAUGGCAUCAAACAAACUCAGAGUGUGCUAAAGAACAGGAUUUGAUUUUCACUGGUUUAUUGCUCUAAGCCAUCUUUGAUGUUGGUAGAAAAGGAAUCAGUUUAAAGAUUAAAUGAAUUUAUAAUGCAAUUGUACAACAUUUGUUUCAUACAUUCUGUGAAUGUGACUUGAUUGAUUAAAUAUAAUGAUUUUUCACUUUUUUUAGACAUGAUUGAUAUGAUUCCUUUGUUUGAGAAUAUAUGUAACAAUAUUGUUUGAGCUAUUCAUUUCUUAGGUUUAUGUUCUUAUCAUGUUUUGUUUUUUGUAUUUGCAUGGUUAUACUACAUGCUUAUUUUGAAUUAAGAAACUAUUAUAGUUUCUAGGUUGUAGUAUUUAUUUAAAGUUUACAGAUUUUAUUACCACCACUGUUUUGUCUAUCCUUUCAGCGUAAAAUUUGAUUGAA
This is a messenger RNA of Lepisosteus oculatus (spotted gar), 1807 nucleotides long. It is a transcript of the gene plek2, whose product is annotated as pleckstrin 2. Gene Ontology annotation, biological process: intracellular signal transduction; actin cytoskeleton organization. NCBI's taxonomy places the organism in Eukaryota, Metazoa, Chordata, Actinopteri, Semionotiformes, Lepisosteidae. The record is from RefSeq and is a predicted model, not a curated record. Gene Ontology annotation, cellular component: plasma membrane.